Messenger RNA from Athene cunicularia (burrowing owl), 1081 nucleotides. It is a transcript of the gene GRHPR, whose product is annotated as glyoxylate and hydroxypyruvate reductase. The record is from RefSeq and is a predicted model, not a curated record. Gene Ontology annotation, molecular function: glyoxylate reductase (NADPH) activity; NAD binding; hydroxypyruvate reductase [NAD(P)H] activity. Gene Ontology annotation, cellular component: cytosol. NCBI's taxonomy places the organism in Eukaryota, Metazoa, Chordata, Aves, Strigiformes, Strigidae. The annotation marks the transcript as partial. The transcript has 6 exons.
CCCGCCUUCCACCUGCUGGGGCGUGCCCGGGGCCACCCCCAGCCCCACCGGUGCCAGAGGAGCCCUUGGCUCGGCCGGGGUGAGCCCCCCGCAGCCGCGCUGGGAAGAGCCCCUGGCGGGGGGCUGAGGACCCUGCGAGGUGUCUUUCUGCACCCAGGCGAGGUGCAGCAUCAGCACUUCGACCGGAAAUCUUGCGGUGGCACCCCGGGGCCGCGGCGUUGCCCCAGGGGCCUGUGGUUGCCUUGCAGAGGGAUCCGCGUGGGGUACACCCCCGACGUCCUGACUGACGCCACUGCGGAACUCUCCGUGGCUUUGCUGCUGGCUGCCUGCCGGCGCCUGCCCGAGGCGGCCGAGCAGGUCAAGACUGGCGGCUGGACGACGUGGAAGCCCUUGUGGAUGUGUGGCUUUGGCCUCUCAGAUAGCACAGUGGGCAUCAUAGGCCUGGGCAGGAUCGGACAGGCCGUCGCCCGCCGCCUGAAGCCGUUCGGGGUCAGGAGGUUUCUGUACACCGGCAGCCGCCCCAAACCAGAGGCUGCUGCAGAGUUUGGGGCCGAGUUUGCCCCACUCUCUAGGCUGGCCCAGGAGUCGGACUUCGUUGUGGUGACGUGUGCUUUGACUCCGGCCACCCAGGGAAUGUGCAACAAGGAUUUCUUCAGCAAAAUGAAGAAGACCUCUGUGUUCAUCAACACGAGCAGGGGGGCCGUGGUGAACCAGGAGGACCUGUAUGACGCGCUGGCCCACGGCCAGAUCGCUGCGGCGGGCCUGGAUGUCACGACGCCAGAGCCACUGCCCGCUGACCACCCCCUGCUCUCCCUCAAGAACUGUGUGAUUCUGCCGCACAUUGGGAGCGCCACGUACGCCACGAGGACCACCAUGGCCGUGCUGGCAGCCAACAACCUGCUGGCCGGGCUGCGCGGGGAGCCCAUGCCCCACGAGCUGCUGCUGUGAUGGGUGCGGUUGGGCGGUGCCUCCCCCCGCAGGAGCCUCGCCACGCCGUCCCCCCACGCCCCCCUCACCUCUGCGGCAGUGCCCGCGGUGCCACGGCGGGGGAACAGCUCCGUAGCCAUUAAAGAGAAGCAGU